This is a messenger RNA of Penicillium mononematosum, 2070 nucleotides long. RefSeq names its product ankyrin repeat domain-containing protein. The transcript has a single exon. The record is from RefSeq and is a predicted model, not a curated record. Lineage: Eukaryota; Fungi; Ascomycota; Eurotiomycetes; Eurotiales; Aspergillaceae. The coding region runs from base 1 to 2070 and encodes 689 amino acids. Gene Ontology annotation, molecular function: protein binding.
AUGGAUCUCUACGAAGCUGCGAGGCAAGGCAGCGUCGAUGACAUAAAAUCUGCGGUUGAGGAAGGGUGCGAUAUCAAUGCCCUGGACGAAAACGAGAAACCCGCUCUCUGGUUCGCCGUACAGAGAGGCCAUUUAGAUGCAUGCAGACUUUUGAUUGCUCAUGGAGCUCGUGCGGAAAAGCAAGGACAAAGCAUUCUCGAACUCGCAGUUCAAGAAGGGCAUACCGAGAUUGUCAAACUACUGUGGCCGCACAGCAAAAUGGGAACACAACAUCGCUGUUUAGAAACUGCUAUCUCACUGGGCUUUCAUGAAAUCGCAGACUUCUUGAUCGGAACCCAAGCAUUCGAGUAUCAGCACCUGCAAGCCGGUGAUCUUGAAAUUCUCAAAGACGACGGAUUCUCCAGACGAGAUCUUGCAGCUUUUCAGCAAUGGGAAAGAUUCAUCUUUGUUAGGCGCUCGGAGAAACUCUAUUUACAUCAUAUCUUUUUUGACUACGCCCUUCUUCUUGCAACAAAGGCCGAUCGCAACGCCGGGCUUCGGCUAGUGAAUUUAUUGCUUGAGGGUAACAAACCUUUGGCCGACGCAAAUUGCAUGAUCAAGAUCGACAAGGAAAUUGAGAUACCCUUGAUAAAUGCGGCUGAGAAGUGCAACCUGGAAGUAUUGGCUAUUUUGAUUGAGCGCCCUGAUACAAGGUUGACGAUUUGUGGCAAACAUAACUGGCCUGCUUUUCUCCAUCUGCUGGCGAAUCCCGAGUCCCUCUCCUCUGAAAAGGGCCAGGUCGUAGCACGGAUGUUGUCCAAGGAGACCCUUGUCGAUUCGUUCCUGAUUGAUAGCAAGGGAGCUUAUCUGGAGACUGUAUUCCAAAGCGUCCUUCGGCUCGGUGACGAUGCUCUUGUGAAACAAGUGAUCGACCUUGUUCAAGGCGCUGCAGGAAUUUUCAUUCUGCCGCUAUUGAUCCGAGCAAAUGAGACUCAUGGUCUAAAAUGGAUCUUGAAUAAAGACAUAGCGAACGCAUCCAUGCCUCCGCCAAUACUUUGGGUGUUGCUUUGCAACUUUUUCCAACGUAAUCCAAACUCAGAGGCUCUGAAGCCUUUUAUUCGAGUGGCAGAAUUUCUAGUGCAAAAGGCGAUCUGGGACCCGAUGAUACUGGCAUGCCUCAAUUCACGCAACUUCUGUUUUGUCAAGCAAUUCUUCUACCCCCUCAACGAGGUCCCACCGAGGGAAGUCACGGAAGAAACAUUGGCGGGACACUUCCAGGCGUCUGCGGAUCAAUCUCUCGUGAGAAAUUGGGCUGAGAAAGGGUUUGCUAACGCAGCGCUGUGGAGCGCCAUUCGAUCCGGGAUAUGGAAAAGCCCAGCAUUCGCAAGCCUCCUUUCAUGCACCGAUAUGGACCUGGAUGAGCCAUUUCCGCGCGAAAAGAGAUUAGGCACAGGAGCUGCCAAUAAAUCCUCUCCCAUAUUCCCGGGUAUUUCAACUGGCGAAAAACGAAAACUCCCUUUCACACUACCCGUGGGACCCUCCCUAAGAUCGCUUCCUGAGCCAGGUACGCCGCAGAGCUAUGCCCAGCAAGACUAUCAAUUACAACUCAUGUUACUGGAACAACAGAACAAGAGGCGAUUGAUGUUGGCACGACAGGAGCAGACGAUAGCGUCAGCGGGAAAUGGCCUUCUGGCUUGGACAGAGGGAAAAAGCCCUCUAGCUUGGGCUGCGGCAAAUCGUAACGUUCAACUUGUGGAAGCCCUUCUGCGCAGCUCGCGCGUCAAUGUCAAUUCGCAGGACAUCUAUAAAAAGACUCCCCUCAUGCACGCCAUUGCUGUCAGCGAUGUGCAAAUUGUGGAGAAACUGUUGGAAAUUGAAGAUAUUGAUGUUAAUUUGCAGGACGACGAUGGCAGAACUGCUGUUUUCCACGCUGCAGGAAGGGGAUACCUGCAUAUCAUACAAUUGCUUACUGGAACCCGGAAAGUGGACUUUUCCCUUCGGGAUUGCAACGGCGAAACUGUCCAAGAUAUUGCAAAGAAGACUGGGAAACAAGAUGUGAUAGCUGCACUCGCUGCUCAAGGGCGUACAUGA